Messenger RNA from Dermatophagoides pteronyssinus (European house dust mite), 2130 nucleotides. Its product is annotated as nose resistant to fluoxetine protein 6-like. NCBI's taxonomy places the organism in Eukaryota, Metazoa, Arthropoda, Arachnida, Sarcoptiformes, Pyroglyphidae. The record is from RefSeq and is a predicted model, not a curated record. Gene Ontology annotation, molecular function: acyltransferase activity, transferring groups other than amino-acyl groups.
AUACAGAGUAAUGAUUUGUAUGGUUGUUAUAAAACGAUGUCUAUUGAAAUAUUAUUCUUUUUUCUUUGUAGUUUAUUUUGCUUAGAUUUUAUCGUGGCUAUCGAUUAUCCAUGGCAACCAUUGUUGAAUAUAUCAAACGAUACAUUAGCCAAAGCUAUUCUACCAAGAUAUUUGAACCUAAAUCUUAUCCAUGAUAAUCAUCUGAGUAAUGAAUGUCGAAUGGAUAUCUACCGAGCAAUCGAUGCUCUCUAUGAACGAAAAACAUGGUCAUAUAAAUUGUUUGAUUCUUGGGCUCGUUCAAUUCCUUCUGGUAUGAUGAUCGGUACAUUCACUGAUUUUGGUGAUUUUGAUCAAUGUAUGUCGAUCGAUUCAAGCGAUAUUGUAUCCAAAUAUUGCAUUCUGGAUAUGUCUAUAGCAAUGCCCGAACCGGUACCUUUUCCUUUUCAUCUAAAAAAACGUUUACCUGUUCUGAAAAAUCAUUCAAAACUGAACGGAACAAUUUUCAAUCAUUUGGCUGAUAAAUCAUCACUUUUUUAUUAUAUUCAUCUUUGGAUGGGAAUCUGUGUUCCUGAAUCUUGUUCACUUAAAGAUAUUCAAUAUGCAUUCAAUACAACUGGUAUCAAUGAAUUUGGUUUUCAAUUGAAUUCAUUGCCAUGUAAGAUCAAUGAGAAUGAUCAAAAUUGGAAACUAAAUUUUGUUCAACUCAUAGCAUUAAUUGUCAUCGUUAUUAUGUUGAGCAUAAAUAUAAUUUCCAUAAUCUAUGAAAAUUUUAUUCAAAAUGAAAAUGAUUCAAUGUUCAAAACAAUAAUGAAAUGGUUUUCACCAAUUAAAAAUUCAAUCAACUUAUCAAAAUCUUCAAAACAAAAUGAAUUAUCCUGUAUACAUGGAAUUCGUUUCAUAUCGAUGGUAUGGAUUGUUACAAGUCAUGCAAUCAAAUGGAAUCCAUGGAAUUUUUUUCGUCAAUCAUUUGCAUUGACUGAUGAAUAUACAUCGUUAAUAUUACAACCAAAAUUUAAUGGUCAUUAUUCAACUGAAACUUUUUUCUAUAUAAGUGGCUUGUUAGCAUCAUUUUCUACAUACAAAAAAACUAAAGGAGAUUAUAAAAAAUUUAAUUAUAUUUCAUUCAUAUUGAUGCGUUAUCUACGAUUAACACCACAAAUUAUAGUUUAUAUGCUGUUGAUCAGUCUUAUACCUUUUCUAUCGGAUGGUCCAAUAUUUUCAAUACAUUCCGAAAGUAUUAUUAAUAAAUGUUCAACAACUUGGUGGCAUAAUCUAUUUUACAUUCAAAAUUUAUUAAAUCCAAAUGAAAUAUGUGCUCUUCAUACCUGGUUUUUAGCUGCCGAUAUGCAAUUACAUAUAAUGUCUGCUUUAUUGAUACGAUUAUUAUUACGAAAUUCACGUAAAGGAAUAUUUAUCAUUAAUGUUUUCAUUAUAAUUUUCUUUCUAAUUUCAUCCAUUAUAAUUUACAUUCAAAAACUUUCGCCUGGAUUCAUUCUUCCUAUUUUCAAUGAUUUCAUUCAUCCUAAUUAUGAAAUGGGUUAUUUGACAGUUUUUUUCUUCAAACCUUGGAUUCAUGUUAUUGUAUUUUUUAUUGGUCUGAUUGCUGGUGCUUAUCUGCAGAAAUGUUCAUCACCAAUGGUAAUGAAAACAAGCAACAAAUAUCUUUUCUGGUUACUAGUUUUUUUGGGAUAUCUAUUCUGUAUUUUUUAUACUAUACCUUGGUUUGAUGGUCAUCUACCUAUAAAUCCAUUAUGGUCUGCUAUUUUAUUUCCAUUAAGUCGUAUUAUAUGGGCUAUUGUUUUGACAUUAAUAGUAUGGCUUUGUGUUACGAAUAAUGGAAUAUUCAUUGGUCGUUUUCUAUCAUGGCCAUUAUUUCGUCCAUUAUCACGUUUAUCAUAUUCAGUAUAUCUAACACAUGAAUUGGUACUAAUGUUUUGUAUAAAAUCUCGUCGUAAUCUUAUUAAUUAUCGUACUAAUGCUAUCAAUAUGUUGUUUGCAUCAAUUAUUGUAUUUUCAUAUAUGGCUGGUUAUAUUUUUACCAUUAUAUUUGAAUGUCCAUCGAUUAAUUGUCUUAAUUAUUUGAAAUCAAAUCGAACAAUUCGAACAAACAAAAAAUCAACAAAAUAAAGC